Messenger RNA from Gadus chalcogrammus (walleye pollock), 3636 nucleotides. Its product is annotated as phosphatidylinositol-3-phosphatase SAC1-B. Gene Ontology annotation, cellular component: endoplasmic reticulum. The transcript has 20 exons. Gene Ontology annotation, biological process: phosphatidylinositol dephosphorylation. Lineage: Eukaryota; Metazoa; Chordata; Actinopteri; Gadiformes; Gadidae. The coding region runs from base 78 to 1838 and encodes 586 amino acids. Gene Ontology annotation, molecular function: phosphatidylinositol-4-phosphate phosphatase activity. The record is from RefSeq and is a predicted model, not a curated record.
CACACCGUCACUGAUGUCAUACUGACACGUCACUGAGGUCAGACUAGACACGUCACUGAAGUCCGACCGGAGGAAAGAUGGCGACUACCUAUGAGAGCUUCUGCCUGCACACAACCCCGGAGAAGUUUUACAUCGAAGCCUGUGAUGAUGGCGCAGAUGCUGUCCUUGCUAUUGACAGGGUAUCAACUGAAAUCUCUUUAACAGUGAGGAAGGAUAUCCCUCCAUCCGAUCAGUCCCAGCCGAUAUGCGGGAUUAUGGGGACAAUCCGUAUGGUUGCAGGCAUGUACCUCAUUGUCAUCACAAAGAAGAAGAAAGUGGGAGAUCUUCUGGGUCAUGCCGUCUGGAAGGCGGUGGACUUUGACAUCAUCUCCUAUAAGAAGACCAUGUUACAUCUGACGGACAACCAGAUGCAAGACAACAAGGCCUUCCUGUCCAUGAUGAACCAUGUGCUUCAGACGGACAGCUUCUACUUUGCCACCAACUACGACCUGACCCACAGCCUGCAACGGCUGGCCAACACCAGCCCCGAGUUCCAGGAGAUGAGCCUGCUGGAGAGGGCCGACCAGCGGUUCGUAUGGAACGGUCACCUCUUGAGGGAUAUUUUUCCACAGACAGAGUUGCACAAGUUUGCCUUUCCAGUUGUUCACGGCUUCAUCAUAAUGAAGUCGUGCUGCAUCAACGGGAAGCUGUUUGAGUGGAACCUGAUAUCAAGACGGAGCUGUUUCAGAGCCGGAGUGCGCUACUAUGUCAGGGGCAUCGACACUGAGGGUCACGCAGCGAACUUUGUUGAAACGGAGCAAAUCGUCCAGCACAACGGCGGCAAAGCCUCAUUUGUACAGACACGAGGCUCCAUCCCCUUCUACUGGUCGCAGAGACCCAACCUAAAGUACAAACCGAAACCGCAGAUCAACAAGACGGUGGACCAUUUGGAUGGAUUCCAGAGACAUUUUGAGUCCCAGAUCCUCAUCUACGGAAAACAAGUGCUUUUGAAUUUGAUUAACCAAAAAGGCUCAGAAAAGCCACUGGAACUUGCUUUCGACAAGAUGGUGACCAGUUUGGGGAACAGCAUGAUCAAGUACGUGGCGUUUGACUUCCACAAGGAGUGCAGUCGGAUGAGGUGGCACCGGCUGCAGAUCCUGUUGGACAUCGUGGCCGAGACUCAGGAUGAAUUUGGGUACUUCCUGGUGGAUGCCGACGGUAACGUGCUGGUACAGCAGGAGGGGAUCUUCCGCAGCAACUGCAUGGACUGCCUGGACCGCACCAACGUCAUCCAGAGCCUCCUAGCCCGUCGCUCCCUGCAGUCCCAGCUGCAGAGACUGAACGUUCUCCACGUUGGCCAGCAGAUUGAAGACCAGAUGGACUUUGAGAAGAUCUACAAGAACGCGUGGGCGGACAAUGCCAACGCGUGUGCCAAGCAGUACGCGGGCACUGGAGCCCUUAAGACGGACUUCACCAGAACGGGGAGGCGGACACAGCUGGGCUUGUUGAUGGACGGCUGGAACUCCAUGAUCCGAUACUACAAAAACAACUUCUCCGACGGCUUCAGACAGGACUCCAUUGAUCUGUUUCUCGGCAACUACUCCGUGGAUGAGGUAGACCUGACAACUCCCCUCCGGGAGCUCAAAGACUGGAAGUUCCUUACGCUUCCUAUCAUCAUGGUGGUGGCCUUCUCCAUGUGCAUCAUCUGUCUCCUCAUGGCUGGCGACACGUGGACGGAGACUCUGGCCUACGUGCUGUUCUGGGGCACGGCCAGCGUCAUGACCUUCGCCGUCAUCCUCUUCAACGGCCGCGACUUCGUGGACGCGCCCAAGCUGGUGCAGAAGGAGAAGAUGGACUGAAUGUGUGCGUGUGGAAAGCAGCUGCCCCCCAGAGACCACUCCUCCGUCUCCUCCUCCUCCUCCUCCUCCUCCUCCUCCUCUUCACUCUACCGCCCCCAUCAGCGGGCCUGGAGCCUGUACUGACCCGCUGAGGCUUGAGGAGGCGGAGUUUGGAGGCAGCUUUGGGAAAUCGGAGAAGGGGGCGUCCGCCGCGACAAGGGGAACGACCCGGGAGUCUGUUGCGUGUGCGGGGGGGGGGGGGCAAGGGCGACGUGCAACGGACACGUAAAGAGAACAACGCAGGCCCUGCUGCUGUCCACACUGGUUGGUUUGCUUUUUGUUUUGGGGGCCGGACCGCCCCGUCGACGUGUCCCUACUGUACCCCUACCUGGGACACAUCGGCUGCUGAGACUUCACAGCGGGGUUGAACAAGAGGCGAUGUAUGUCGUGUUUCCUGUUAUUUUUUGCCUCCCGUUGUGUGCUUUGCUGACAGUUUUAUUUGUGUUGUCUUUUGCCAAUGUUAUUCUUGCUCGUAGCCAUAAAGUCUAUUUAGUGUGUCAGCAGUUGGCCUACAUCGACUGUGGCUUAGGGGAGAUGGCCGACCGUGGUUAUGCUCUUGUCUGCAGGGGUACCUCCUGCAACAUAGGGAUCAUUUUUGUAUAUUCACUGCUUUUAAUUGUAUGGACGACAUAAGGAGGAACAGGAGCGCUCGCUCCUUGGGUUUUUCUGUACUCCAUUCCUCAAUCCUUUUCAGCAAUCCUAUUUCUGUCGUUCCGAAAUAACGUACGUUACCUCAAAAGUAACAACAUUUUUGAAUUGGAACCUAAAGCUAGAUGAACUGAACUGCGGUACUAAACACAAAACGACCGAGUUUAAAAGUUCUUUGUUUGUGCACAGUAAGAGGACGAAUGUGAAAAUAGAUAUUUUAUUCUUACAUCAUUGACUGUCAUUCAACAUGUUUUUCUCAUAAUGGUCUAGUCUUAUUGUCUCUGACAUCAACCCAUUUGUUCCAGUAGCAUUUCUCUACUGGUCAAGAUCACCAUUUAGUGGUGAAUGAGGAAAAGCCAGGGUAUGGAAACACCAUUAUAAAUUAUGACUUACUUUUUAUACUAUCUUCCUGCCAGAAUUAUGUCGGUUAAUGUAAGAAUGUUGGGGCACAGAUCCAUAAAUUAGUUGUUUGAUAUAUAAACCAAUCAUGGGUUAAUGUACAUAGAAAUACAUAAAUUAAAUAAAUAUGAGUUACAAAACUUUACAUUAAUUCGUAAAUAUUGCAAACUAGAACAUCUGUAACACCAAUCCACAACACGGUACAGGUCAGUAAUGAUUGACUAUGUAUCAUUAAUUAUCAUGCUUUCUGAAUGAUACCUUGUUAUUUAGCAAAGAGUUUUCUGUUUGUAUUUUAAAUGAAUUGGGAUUAUAUAUAUAUAUGCUUAUAUUCAUGUCUAAUGACAUUUCAUUGAACUGACAUUUCAUUAAUAAAUAUUUUUAUUCAGCAAUGGGUUUGUUCAACGCCAAAACAGCAAUCAACAGUUAGCCAAGUGUAUCGUUACUCAAUAUAGAAUAUUUUGGGGCUUUCAAUUCAGCUAAAGAGGGCCUAGGUUGCUAACUAAUGAUAAUAUUCCUCAAAUCUAAUCUCAUACAGAGCUUUGUUAUUUAUAAAUCAAGUUUUUAUUUGUUCACAUGGAUUUAUUUGUUUAUCCUUUUUUGUGCCUCAAGUCGUUAUCUGAAGUAUAAAAGAAGUGUAUGUUAUAAUAAAAAUAUCAUAUCACUGCUGGAAAUGAUAAGCUACCUUUCACUCUAUGAUUUUGAAAUAAAAUAA